ACAUUGUAUGAAUCAUCAUUCAUCAGUGUCAGUAGUGGGAGCAUUGCUAACGAUCAAUUCACAAGAUGGCCGCUCCCAAAGUAUGGAACAGCUUUGAGGGGAAGAGGAAGAACGGAGCCACCGUCAAGUUGAGGGUACAAGAUGUCCCCGAAGAGAGGAUGGAGGAGGCUUUCCAAUUUACCAACACUUACUUGCUGAGCGAAGAAGUUAUUUACAAAGCUUCUGGACUAUACAAAAGUGAAGAAGGCAUGAAGGAGUAUGUAGAAAUAAUAACAGCAGCCAACGAGUAUAAUCCACCAAAAAUGAUGAUAUGCUGUGUAGACGACGGAUCCAAAAAUGGUGGAGAAAUAGCCGGGACAUCUAUAGUGUCAUUGGACAAGGAUACGGAUUCAUUAAAAGAUUUAGUCGAAAAGUUCGAAGUAAAAUCCCCAGAAUUGAGGAAUUUAAUUAAAGCGGGUAUCGCUCUGGAGGAAGAAGAUCUGUUCAGGAAGUAUAAGACACACUACCACGGAAAGGGCAUCGUGGUACACCCAAACUUCAGGGGGAUGGGCAUCGCUAACGAAUUUGUAAGAUUAAGGGGUAUAAUAUGUAAGGAAAACGACGUGCCAAUGACCGCAGCUUGGAUGACAGCUAAAGGCUCCCAGCGAGCUGCUGAGAAUAACAACUGGAAGACAUAUACAGAGUUACUCCCAGAGGUCAUCGCCGAAAAAAGUGGUUUAGUGUUUGAGAAAGACGCGAUACCGUUCAAACUAAUGUACAUAACGAAGGAAGAAGUGAAAUAAUUAAAAUAUGUGGAUCGAAUGUUA
Messenger RNA from Aricia agestis (brown argus), 806 nucleotides. RefSeq lists its product as uncharacterized. The record is from RefSeq and is a predicted model, not a curated record. Bases 66 to 782 code for a protein of 238 amino acids. The transcript is spliced from 5 exons. Lineage: Eukaryota; Metazoa; Arthropoda; Insecta; Lepidoptera; Lycaenidae.